GCCGUCUUUUUGGACCCGCUAAGCGCAAGCGCCCAAGUGCUGGACGCCUGCGCGUGCUUAUAACCCCUUUUGUUGCCCGCGCGACAUCGCUUUGCCACUCCGCGGCACUGCGCAGCGAUUUGGUCAGCGGACCACCCUCGCCUCGAAACUCGCCGCGCCGCGCCGACGCCGCGCCGCGCAGCGCUUCGGACUCGCCGCGCCGCCGCCGCCGCACCACAUAAAUCAUGGCCUCCGACGCGAGCUACUCCUACUCGCUCACGACCUUCAGCCGGAGCGGCAAAUUGCUCCAGAUCGAGUACGCCUUGACCGCUGUUGGGGAAGGCAAGACGUCGAUCGGCAUCAAGGCCAAGAACGGCGUGGUCCUGAUCACGGACAAAAAAAUUCAAAAUAAACUUGUAGAUGUGCAACAAGUGAAGAAGCUCGAGAAGGUGUCGCCGUCCGUGGGGUUUGUGUAUUCGGGCGUCGGGCCCGACUAUCGAGUUUUAGUGAAGAAAGCUAGGAAGCAGGCCCAAGCUUACUUUUUACAGUACCGAGCCCUCAAACCCGUGAAAGCCCUCGUCCAGGACACGGCGUCCGUCAUGCAGGAGUACACGCAGAGCGGCGGUGUGAGACCUUUUGGUAUUUCUCUGCUCGUCGCGGGCUACGACGACGAGGGGCCCCAAUUGUUUCAAGUGGAUCCAUCUGGAGCCUACUACGGCUGGAAGGCUUCUGCUAUUGGUAAAAAUUUCAAGAACGCUAGAAGUUUCCUGGAGAAGCGCUACAACGACGACGUGGAAUUAGAUGAUGCGAUCCACACGGCCCUCCUGACGAUGCGCGAGGGCUUUGAAGGGGAGAUGACGGAGCACACGAUCGAGGUUGGUAUUGUGGGCGAGGACCGCGUCUUCCGCGUGCUGACGCCCGCGGAGGUGAAGGACUUCCUGGACGAGUCGACGUAGUUAUCGUGCGUUUAAUAUAUUACUGGUAUUUGC
This is a messenger RNA of Pelagomonas calceolata, 968 nucleotides long. Lineage: Eukaryota; Pelagophyceae; Pelagomonadales; Pelagomonadaceae. The record is from the annotation of a GenBank genome assembly.